GACAAAAAUAACCAUACUACCAAAAGCUAGAAGUAUAUACCGACACGGCUUGUACCGCGGUUGAUUGCCUGACAUCAUUGCAACGAUACAAUUGAAUUUCUAAUCCGGUGGAGCUCUAUCUCUCCUAUAUCUCUCACCGUCCUCCCAGCGCAUAUUGACAAUCCAUUCUCAUCCUUAAAUCUGCUAUACUGAAUAACGAGACCAUGCCGUUCCCCGACAUCGAAAACAAAGCCGCCACGGGCAUUUCCUACUACACGCCCGCUCAAAUCCCCCCCGCAGGCUCAGCAGCAAUCCCCCAGUCCGAUGGCUCUGGUCCCCCGAAGCUGUUCCAGCCUCUGUCGCUAAGGGGUGUUACCUUCCACAAUCGCAUCGGACUUUCCCCGCUUUGUCAAUACUCCGGUGAUGAUGGACAUAUGACCGAUUGGCACAUGGCUCACCUGGGUGGUAUUGCCCAGCGUGGCCCCGGCUUCCUCAUGGUCGAGGCCACCGCCGUUCAACCCGAAGGCCGUAUCACUCCCGAAGACCUUGGUCUCUGGAAAGACUCCCAGAUCGAGCCUCUUCGCCGCAUCGUCGAAUUCGUGCACAGUCAGAACCAGAUCAUCGGUGUGCAGAUUGCGCACGCCGGCCGUAAAGCCAGCACCGUUGCCCCUUGGCUCUCGUUUGACGAUGCCGCAUCGGAGAAAGUUGGUGGCUGGCCCAACAACGUCAAGGGCCCUGGCAGCGAGCCCUUCACAGACAACUGCCCGGUUCCGCACCAGAUGACCAAGGAGGACAUCGAGGCCUUCAAGGGUGCGUGGGUGGCCGCCGUCAAGCGUGCUGUGCGCGCUGGCGUGGACUUCGUCGAGAUCCACAAUGCUCACGGCUACCUGCUCAUGUCCUUCCUUUCACCCUCCGUGAAUAAGCGCACCGAUGAGUACGGAGGCAGUUUCGAAAACCGCAUUCGCCUGACCUUGGAAAUCGCGAAGCUCACCCGCGAAUCCGUCCCGCAGGACAUGCCCGUCUUCCUGCGCGUCUCUGCCACCGACUGGCUCGAGGAAUCCCGCCCCAACGACCCCAGCUGGCGUGUUGAGGAUACCGUCAAGCUCGCGGAGGCCCUCGCGGACAGCGGUGACAUUGACCUGAUCGACGUCAGCUCCGGUGGUGUCCACAAGGACCAGCACAUUCACGCCACUCCUGCAUUCCAAGCCCCGUUCGCGGUUGCUGUAAAGAAGGCUGUUGGUAACAAGAUUGCCGUUGGAUCUGUUGGUAUGAUCAACUCCGCGCAGCUGGCUAACUUUCUUCUUGAGACGGACGGGUUGGACUUUGUCCUUAUCGGGCGUGCCUUCCAAAAGAACCCCGGGUUGGCUUGGGCUUGGGCGGAGGAAUUGGAUGUCGAGAUUUCCAUGUCGAACCAGAUCCGGUGGGGAUUCAGUACUCGUGGGGGUGGUCCGUUCUUGAAGUCAAAGAAGGGCCAGCAGUAGACGUUGCACAUAUAGACAUAGACGUACGUGACUAAACGGAAUGCAUAAAUCAUUUUACAUUCCGAGUUUCUAUUCAAAUACCUGUCGUGCAGAAGGUUGUCGCUUGCCAGACGGCAAGUGAGGCUGAACAGAGCACCGCAUACUCUACAUUAGUGCGAAUUGAUUCAAGCGCCCAAGGGAACUUGUCGCUCCAACGCUUGAAUGGAUUCAUCAAUAGUGUUUCGUGAUGUCCGACCCGAAGGAGUACACGGU
Messenger RNA from Aspergillus glaucus CBS 516.65, 1712 nucleotides. RefSeq names its product NADH:flavin oxidoreductase/NADH oxidase. Lineage: Eukaryota; Fungi; Ascomycota; Eurotiomycetes; Eurotiales; Aspergillaceae. The record is from RefSeq and is a predicted model, not a curated record. Gene Ontology annotation, molecular function: NADP binding; NADPH dehydrogenase activity; FMN binding. The transcript is spliced from 3 exons. Gene Ontology annotation, cellular component: intracellular anatomical structure. Bases 204 to 1460 code for a protein of 418 amino acids.